Messenger RNA from Camellia sinensis, 2382 nucleotides. It is a transcript of the gene LIS, whose product is annotated as WD-40 repeat family protein / small nuclear ribonucleoprotein Prp4p-like protein. Gene Ontology annotation, molecular function: U6 snRNA binding; protein binding; U4 snRNA binding. The record is from RefSeq and is a predicted model, not a curated record. Gene Ontology annotation, biological process: mRNA splicing, via spliceosome. Gene Ontology annotation, cellular component: U4/U6 x U5 tri-snRNP complex. NCBI's taxonomy places the organism in Eukaryota, Viridiplantae, Streptophyta, Magnoliopsida, Ericales, Theaceae.
UCUCUCUCUCUCUGUGAUGCAAUGCAAUGAAAUGAAUUGAGGUUGAAGUCUUGUGCUCUCACUCACCCUUAAACCCUAAUAAAUCCGGAUCGUAAUUGUGUCCUUAAACCCUAAUAAAUCCGUAUCACUAAUACUUAACACUCACGCUCGAGCCCUAAGGCAUCAUGGAGGUAGAUGAGGAAAAUUCGGUUUCAACUUCAGUUACUGAUCCUUCUGCUGCAGUCAUUGAAGAUCAGACUACAAAUUCUGCAAUUGAUCUGAUUCCUAUUCAACCAGUUCAACCUAUUGCUCCAAUACCCACAAUUCCUCCAAUAAUUACACCUCCAGUUGUGCCUCCUAUAGCUCCGAUUCCCACAAUUGUUCCAAUAAUUACGCCUCCAAUUGUGCCUCCUAUUGCUCCAAUACCCACAGUUAACCCCUCGAUUCCCCGUCCAUUGGCAUCUCUCCCUGUCCGUCCACCUAUCCUUAAGCCACCCCAGCCCCAAAAUGGUGAGGUUAGGCCCAGUGACUCUGACUCUGAUCAUGAUGAUUCAGGCCCCAAUCGGACUACUGCAGGUUCAGCUGCAGAAUAUGAGAUUUCAGAACAGAGCAAGCAGGUGAGAGAGAGGCAGGAAAAAGCCAUGCAAGAAUUACUGAUGAAGCGGCGUGCUGCUGCCCUGGCUGUGCCUACAAAUGAUAUGGCUGUACGGGCUCGUCUCCGUCGUCUUGGUGAACCCAUAACUCUUUUUGGAGAAAGAGAAAUGGAAAGAAGGGACCGUUUGCGGAUGCUUAUGGCAAAGCUGGAUGCUGAAGGGCAAUUGGACAGGCUGAUGAAAGCGCACGAGGACGAGGAGGCUGCAGCUUCUGUGACAAAGGAGGAAGCUGAGGAUGACAUUCAGUACCCGUUUUUCACUGAAGGAUCAAAAGCACUUUUACAGGCCCGAGGAGAGAUUGCCAAGUAUUCUGUUGUGAGGGCAGCUUUGCGUCUUCAGCGUGCAAGGAGGAGAAGGGAUGACCCAGAUGAAGAUUUGGAUGCAGAGGUUGAUUGGGCUCUGAGGCAAGCUGGUAGCUUGGUCCUAGAUUGUAGUGAAAUAGGAGAUGAUCGGCCACUUUCAGGAUGUUCCUUUUCACGUGACGGAAAGAUGCUUGCCACAUGUGCUUCAAGUGGAGUUGCUAAAAUAUGGAGUAUGCCUCAAGUGAGGAAAGUUUGUACUUUAAAGGGACACACAGAACGCCUAACGGAUGUUGCUUUUUCUCCCAUGGACAAUUAUAUAUCAACUGGCUCUGCUGACCGGACUGCAAAGUUAUGGAAUGCUGAAGGGUCUCUCCUGAAGACAUUUGGAGGCCAUUUGGACCGUCUUGCUCGUAUUGCCUUCCAUCCAUCAGGGAAGUACUUGGGCACAGCUAGCUAUGACAAGACUUGGAGAUUAUGGGAUAUAGAUACUGGUGAGGAGUUGCUCCUCCAAGAAGGUCACAGUAGGAGUGUGUAUGGAAUAUCUUUUCACCAUGAUGGAUCUUUAGCAGCAACUUGUGGAUUGGAUGCACUUGCUCGGGUAUGGGACCUUCGGUCUGGGAGAAGUAUUCUUGCCUUGGAAGGCCAUGUUAAGCCGGUUCUCAGUGUCAGUUUUUCUCCCAAUGGUUAUCAUUUAGCCACUGGUUGUGAAGAUAAUACUUGCCGUAUUUGGGAUUUAAGGAAGAGAAAAUCCUUGUACAUAAUACCAGCUCAUGCAAAUAUCAUCUCUCAAGUCAAAUUUGAGCCUCAAGAGGGAUAUUUUUUGGUAACUGCCUCGUAUGAUACUACUGCUAAGGUUUGGUCAUCUAGAGAUUUUAAGCCUGUCAAGACACUAUCUGGCCAUGAAGCACAGGUUACCUCAUUGGAUGUAGUAGGAGAUGGACAGUGCAUUGCAACUGUUUCACGUGAUCGGACAAUCAAGCUAUGGUCAAGCAAAAGCAAUGGAAAGGAGAAGGCCAUGGACAUUGACUAGCUGCAUUUGAUAUCCCCCUGUCAUCAGUGAGAGAACAUCUAAGUUUACUGGGCCCUAUAUUAGCAGAUUGAGCAUCACCGUAUAUUUCAACCUUGUUUUAGGAAGCCUAAGUAUAUGGAAUUUCUUUAACUUCGGAAUUUGUAGUUCACCAUCACAGAUUGAGCUUCUUUGUCAAACGUUCUAGCAAUCUCUUACUUACUGUUUUGUGAACUUUUUGUUUUGUUUUGUUUUUUUUUUUGUUUUUUCCCUUUUUAUCAAUAGGGUUUGUUAUCUUGUACUUGCUUUUGUUAAUUGUUGAGAAGCCACCCUUGUUAGUUGGAAUAGAACAGGGUCCCUUUGGCAAUCAAACGGGUGCCUAUUAACUGCCUUUGGCAUGUCAGAUGUACCCUUGUCAUAUGCUUGGAACUGUUUAGUCAAG